UUUUCGCGCCGUAUGUUUAAAAGCCCCGUUCAACCAAUGAGCAUACAAACAACGCAUACAAACUUGAUAGAAACCAUACAACCAAUCACAGCGGCGUGUCUUUCUUUUGCCCUACAUUCAAAUGUAAAUGCUUAAAUCUGGCCAAUCCGCUGCUGUUGGGGAGGAGUUGUGGAAGUACGUGUAGUUAAGUUAGUUCGGCGUCGCAGGCAGUGACAAAACAGUCGAGCUUUUGUCUUCAUUCAGUCGUUCACAACUUGUCUUGCUGAGAGAAGAUCAAUCGCAGCCAUGACAAAGGACCCAAAUAAGCCAAGAGGCAAGACCUCCUCCUAUGCUUUCUUUGUUGCCACUUGCCGUGAAGAGCACAAAAAGAAGCACCCAGGGACCAGUGUAGGCUUUUCAGAGUUUUCCAAGAAAUGCUCCGAGAGAUGGCGGAACAUGUCUGCCAAGGAGAAGGUGAGGUUCGAGGACAUGGCCAAGACCGACAAGGUCCGCUAUGACCGAGAGAUGAAAACGUACGUCCCUCCUAGAGGUGCUCCGGGCAAGAAGAAGAAGGACCCUAAUGCACCCAAAAGGCCACCUUCCGCUUUCUUCGUCUUCUGCUCUGAUCACCGCCCCAGAAUCAAGGAGGAGAAUCCUGGUAUUUCAAUAGGUGACAUCGCCAAGAAGCUUGGAGAGUUUUGGUCUACACAGACUGCCAAAGACAAGGCACCCUAUGAGGCCAGGGCUGCCAAGCUGAAGGAAAAAUAUGAGAAGGAUGUUGCUGCCUACAAAGCCAAAUCGGGCUCAGCGAAGAGUGAUGCUGGUAAGAAGAGUGGCCCAGGCAGGCCCGCUGCCAAGAAAGCACAACCAGUUGACGACGAUGAUGAUGAUGAUGACGAGGAAGAGGAUGACGAUGAGGAGGAUGACGACGAUGACGAUGAUGAUGACUAAGCAAUUUAUAUGUUCUGCAAUACAUUGUUCAGCUUAACUUUUUUGUGUGGAUAAUUCCAUCAGUAUAGCCUGCUGUCCCUGUUGGUCUGCCUCUGUAGGAUACCAGACCUGGAUUCCUUUUCAAAUUCAGGGAUUUAGAUUUUAUUUUGUCACUUAGGCCCCACAUUUUUUAUUUUAAACAGUUUUUCUGCUGAACUCAAGUUUGUUACGUCUUGGAUUCUCAUUGCUAUCUAAACAGGCAGCUAGAAUGAAUUCCUGUGAAAAUACAAUGGACUAACUCCUGUACAAGCAGUGGACAGCAGCAAAUCGGUUUUAAAAAAUGUAUUGUUUCUGGAAGCACUGCUUAUGUUUUUGGUUUAGUGGUGCUGUUUCUUCACUGUCAUUUUACUACCAGAGUUAUCUGUAGUUUGAUUAAAAAUGUCUGAAGCCAUUUUUAAAGUGGAGUUUUGAAAACUUUCAUGUAGAACGAACACUUUUUGUAAUAAAAUUUUGUAUAUUA
This is a messenger RNA of Sander lucioperca (pikeperch), 1429 nucleotides long. RefSeq names its product high mobility group box 2a (gene hmgb2a). The transcript is spliced from 5 exons. Gene Ontology annotation, biological process: regulation of transcription by RNA polymerase II. The record is from RefSeq and is a predicted model, not a curated record. The coding region runs from base 286 to 930 and encodes 214 amino acids. Gene Ontology annotation, molecular function: DNA binding, bending. Lineage: Eukaryota; Metazoa; Chordata; Actinopteri; Perciformes; Percidae.